Molecule: messenger RNA, 2372 nt
Organism: Cynoglossus semilaevis (tongue sole)
Lineage: Eukaryota; Metazoa; Chordata; Actinopteri; Pleuronectiformes; Cynoglossidae
Product: disintegrin and metalloproteinase domain-containing protein 10
Exons: 15
Coding region: 53-2116 (687 amino acids)
Biological process (GO): Notch signaling pathway; membrane protein ectodomain proteolysis
Cellular component (GO): plasma membrane
Molecular function (GO): metalloendopeptidase activity
Source: RefSeq, a predicted model, not a curated record
GAGAAGGAAAGACUAAAAGAGCGUAUCAGAAGAGUCCACUAAUGAGGACAACAUGGGUGUCCAACACUACUGGCUGCUGCUGAUGUUGUUGGUCAUCUGCCUUGACUGGAUUACAGGUGUUCUGAGUACAAUCAGCCCAUAUAUAAAACAUUAUGAGGGCUUGUCUUAUGAUAGAGGACAUUUUCAUAGGAUGCACUUGAGAGCUCGGAGAACUCCCCCGUCCGAGGAGUAUUCGCUGAAGCUGGAUUUUACUGCUUUUUACAGAAUGUUCCGCCUGCGUUUGAGACGAAGUACUACUGGGUUUUCCCCAAAUUUUAUGGUGGUCAGUGAGAAUGGCUCCUCACCUGCUGAUCUUUCUCAUAUAUAUUCAGGCAUAUUAGAAGGUGAACAUGGGUCUGUGUGCCAAGGCUCUGUAAUGGACGGUCAGUUUGAGGGAACCAUCUAUACAAACAAUGGGACUUACCACAUUGAGCCAGUCCAUAGAUACAUAAGCAACCAAACGGACCACCAUUCUAUAAUUUACCAUGAGGACGACAUAGUUCUGCCACCGAUGGCAUCUAACCUCGACAGAUUCUGUGGAACUGAACACCUGAAGGUCCUUGCCCAGCGUCUUGGACUCAGUGAGGAGGCAUCACAGAGUCGCUCCAGACGGACAGUGGACGACUUGAAGACCAGCUGCCUCCUUCACCUCUACGCUGAUAACCUCUACUUCAAAAAAUUUAAAUCUGUGGAGGCCGUUGUGGCUCAGGUCUCCUCAUAUAUACAAGCUGUGAACGACAUCUUUGACAAGGUGGACUUUGACGGAAUCAAGCUCAUCAACUUCAAAGUCAAAUCUCUCACAGUUAUCACUGAGGAGGACAAAACAGAUCCUCUCAAUCGUCUCUAUAUCGGCCCUGAGAAACUGUUGAGUUUAUUCUCAGAGAACAACUGGGGGAACUUCUGCCUGUCGUACCUGCUGACAAACAGAGACUACAGUGGAGUGCUGGGACUGGCCUGGGAGGGCAGGGCGGGUAACUGGGGAGGGAUAUGUUCAGAGUACACCACCCUGCGUAACGGCCAAAUGUCCACCCUGAACACUGGUCUGGUCACGGUUCAGAACUACGGACAGUUCCUGCCCGCUCGACUCGUCCAGCUCACAUUAGCCCAUGAACUCGGCCACAGCUUAGGAUCUCCGCACGAUGAAGGCCCUAACUGCGGGAAUCUCGGUUCCACUGGUGGCAAAGGCAGAUUCCUGAUGUUUCCUCAGGCCACAGAUGAGAUACGUGAAAACAACGACCGAUUUUCCCCCUGCAGCGUGGAACACAUCAGCAAAGUCCUCCAUCAGAAGAAGGACAACUGCUUUGUGGUCAUUGACCAGCCCAUCUGUGGAAACCAGAUUGUGGAGGGAGAUGAAGAGUGUGACGUAGGUCAUAAUGACACCGACCUCUGCUGCCACAGCGCAAAAGAUCCUGUCGGGGUUCAGUGUCGCCUCAGGAAAGGGAAAGUCUGCAGUCCCAGCCAGGGCCUGUGCUGUGGUCAGGACUGUGGCUUCAGGCCUGUUGGUCAUGUCUGUGACGAGGAGACAGACUGCCUCAGGGAGAGUGUGUGUUCCGGCCUUUCACCACUCUGCCCUCAGCCAAUGGCCAAGGAAAACCUGACUGUCUGCAGCGAGGGCACACGCGUCUGCUUAAACGGGGUGUGUGCUGAGUCUGUGUGUGUCAAACAUGGUCUGCAGCAGUGUGACUGUCCUGGAGACUCUAUGAUGGAGAAAUGCCACACGUGCUGCCAGCAGCCCGAAGAGCCAGAUACCUGUGCUAGCACCACGUCCUCCGUACUGUCUCGUUACUUCCAGAAAAAAGAGCUGCCAUUGGUUGGUGGUGCUCCAUGCUAUGGAAACCAAGGAUACUGUGAUAAAUUCCAUAAAUGCCGCCUGCUGGAUGCUGACGGUCCAAUAGCCAGACUGAAGAACUCCUUCCUCCAUUUGGACGACUUUGAUGAUCUGGGAGAGUGGAUGAAGGCUCAUUGGUGGGCCAUCCUGCUGGUUAUCCUGACUUUGUCUGGAGUGAUGGGCUGUACUGUCUGUCUCUGCAGUCAGACCCUCAACACCAGGGAACCUGGACUGACCUCUGACACUUGAUCUCCGACACCCCUGGGAAUACCACCAUCCUCAGGAUGACGCACACAUUCCUCCAGGUUCAUUUACCAGGGAGUGUCAGGGGAUCCGAUUUUCAAAAACUUUUUUCCAUGACUUUGCUCUGUAUGAACCACGUUGAAAUGCACACGGAUGACAAAGAUUGUAGGGACACUUGCUUUUUUACUUGCUUUGCAGUGGAAACUUUGCAUAUUGGAACAAGUAUGUGCAAUUAAAUGAAAAGUAUGAACCCUUUCCUGGA